ACAAAAUACAUACCAGUCAAACUGACGAGACGCCAUGUACUUACGCAAAUGGAGUCCAGUAAAAUAUUUGAUGUACCUAUGGCUUGCAAUUCUGGUUUGGAUGUUCUCUCGGUGUGAUAGUGUGGCCACGAUGCACCUGGCACCGCCACCGUACCAUAGCAGCGGCUACCAGGGCACACCCGGUGGCCACUCCAAUAGCAUUAGCAGCAGCAUUAGCAGCAUUAGCAGCAGCAGCAGUAGCAGUAGUGGUAGAUAUGUUAGUAAUAGCAGUAGAACAACACCUAGCAUUAGUAGUCACACUUCCAAGGACGGCGUGCACCAGGUAGAAAGUUUGGCCGGCGGUGCGAUACCACCCCGGUUAUACGAUGCCUCCCGGGCGCCAACGCACCCCCUACCGCUACUGCCCCUGCCAAGCGUGGCCACCGGGAAAACUUCUCCCAAUGAAGUCUUGCAGCUGCUACGAAGAAACAGUGCCAACACCAAAUCCUUAGCCCACCAGGAACAAUCGGGCCGGCACAUACCACCAAACGAACCAAUGAACCAAAGCAACCCGCCGUCAAGCACAGUGGUUGACGGUGCGCUUUCUGGUACGGCCGGGUCACCCACUGACAGCAGUAGUAUUAUUGGCAGUAGUAGCUACGGUACUGCCGAAGCGGAACGAGCCUUGCAACGGCAAUGGACGGCACAGAUGCGUCUGAAAGGGGAGCGUCGCCGGCUGCACCGGAGACGUUGGCGAACGUUGGCGAAUGCCGCAAGCCCGCUCGGUAGCCGGAACCGGAGAGACUCGGCCCUAUCCGGUACCGGUGGGUAUGGUAUGCGAUCAUCGACGGCCGUCGGCAAUCAGCAACAUUCGGUGCGCCCUCAGCGAAGAAAUGGUACGGGGGGUGGUGCUGGCGGUGGACAGCGCCGUUACUGUUCGGCCCGCGAUCCGGCAACGCUCGCGUUUGAGGCGCCGGUCGUGUGCGAAGCGAAGGUCAAAUCGAUGAGCGAUCGGCGGCCAACGUUUGCCGCGACGUUCGAAAUAUUGACGGUGCACAAGCAACCACCAAAGGGGCGUCUGCAGCGUGGCCGUACCGUGCGGCUGCAGUUCAAUCUGACCACCACGAACGAGUGCGACAUCUUCCGGGGGAAGUUCCGCGAGCGGGGCUUUGUGCGUGAGGAGCUCGAGCUCGGCAAGGUGUACUUCCUGUUUCUCAAGCCGAACAUGGGCUACACCAACUUCACGAUCCUCGGACAACCGAUACGCAAGACCAAGCGGUCCGAGGGUGGAGUUUUGCAGGGCGUCAAUCCUAACUACGGUACCCGGCCCGUGAUUCAUUUCAUCACACCGAACGUAACACGGCUCGUAGGCAAACGGGUACGGUUGGUGUGCAAAGUCAGUGGCCACCCGCCGCCGAAGGUGGCCUGGUUCAAAGAUAAGCGGCUGAUCAACCGGAACGCCACCAAGUACGCCCAAGUGCAUCUCAAGAAGCGGUCUGUGCUCAUCUUUAACGCCAGCACGGCAGACUCUGGAGAGUACGAGUGUCGGGCUAAAAAUAGGUACAACAAUUCGUCCGUCUUCAACUCGACGCACGUUAAAAUUACCUUGCCAAAAGCGACCAUUCCGGCGGUUCACAUGCGGGCCUGCGCCGACAGCCAUCGGGACGAUUUCUGCCACAAUGGCGGCACUUGCUUCAGCAUUGACAGCAUCGGGGAGAUGGGUUGCCACUGUGUAGCGGGAUUUUCCGGUUUUCGGUGCGAAAACAAGGACAGUGAAAUCCAGUCGGUCCCGUCGAACAAGCAGCAGGACUGUACAUCACAGCGAUACGCAGGGCGCCUGUACACCGAAUGUAUGGACUUUUUCGUGAUGGAUUCUCCAGCACCGGCAAUGUACGAGUACGAUGAGGAGGAAAAUUAAAGUUCUUGUGAUAUGUGGG
Molecule: messenger RNA, 1916 nt
Organism: Anopheles maculipalpis
Lineage: Eukaryota; Metazoa; Arthropoda; Insecta; Diptera; Culicidae
Gene: vn
Product: protein vein
Exons: 6
Coding region: 35-1897 (620 amino acids)
Source: RefSeq, a predicted model, not a curated record